CUUUUCCUCACUUUAUCUUAACAAAUAUAUUCCUUCUUUUUCCCUCUCUCUAUCCUGUAAGGGGAAUUAUGCCAUGUAAUUGUCCUGUAACUUCAAAACCCUACUCCAUUGAGCCAAAACAGUAUAAGCUUCGAAACGGCACCGUUGCCCUAUUAAUGAACCGUUGAGAUGAUGAGAUCACCUCAGGUUCGAAACGGCGUCGUUGAGACUCCAUCGCCGUCGCACUUCCAUUCCAGCGUCUCCGUACACAAGCUCAGGCGGUUCAACAUUUGGAUUGUCGUCUUCCGGUUUGCUUCCUUCUGCUUUUCUCUUGCCUCCGCUAUCUUCAUGUUCACCAAUUCUCAUCGCGGCGCCGAUUUGCCUCAGUGGCACCACUUCGAUGCUUUCAGGUUUGUGGCUGUUGCUGGUGCAAUUGUUGCAUUAUAUUCACUCUUCGAAGUAGGAGCAUCCGUUUGGGAGAUUUCAAGAGGCGCUACUGUUUUCCCUGAAGUCGUUCAAGUUUGGUUCGAUUUCGGCCACGAUCAGGUUUUUGCAUACCUGUUGCUGUCGGCGGGAUCGGCGGGAACGUCGUUAGCUCGGACUUUGAGGGAGAUGGACAUGUGUACGGUUAGUAAUGCAUUCUGUGUGCAAUCGGAUAUUUCAAUAGCCUUUGGAUUCGCCGGAUUCAUGUUCCUGGGCUUUUCUGCACUCUUGUCGGGUUUCCGGGUUGUAAGUUUUAUUAUCAAGGGCUCUCGAUUUAAUGUGCAAAAUUAAAAAUGUAAAAUAUAUUAAUAUUUUAAAAUGAUUUUUUCCUUUUCGUUCA
Messenger RNA from Solanum dulcamara, 802 nucleotides. RefSeq names its product CASP-like protein 4C2. NCBI's taxonomy places the organism in Eukaryota, Viridiplantae, Streptophyta, Magnoliopsida, Solanales, Solanaceae. The coding region runs from base 169 to 753 and encodes 194 amino acids. The transcript is spliced from 3 exons. The record is from RefSeq and is a predicted model, not a curated record.